CUCCCAGCAAACGACGACCUUGGGAUGGGGCGGCAGCGCAACUCAUUUCCACACUUGCCUGUCGUCUCGAUGAAAGUCUUCGCGUUCCUCGCCGUCCUCGCCGCCGCCAUCGCGUCCGCCGACAACCAAGUCCAAAAUGACGCUGCCCAGUUGGCCCAGCUCGCCGCCGUCGAGGCCGCUUCCGCUGCUGUCGACGUUCCGGCAAAGAACCGCGCCUUGGAAGAAGCUGCCGUCGAAGAAGCCGCGUCCAAGAAGGAUGACAACGAUGACGACGACGAUGAUGAUGAUGACGACGAUGACGACGAUGACGACGAUGACGACGAUGACGACGACGAUGACGAUGAUGACGAUGAUGACGACGAUGAUGAUGACGACGAUGACGAUGAUGAUGACGAUGCCAUCGAGUCCGACGUGGCCACUGGUGCUGCCACGGGUGAGUAUGUCGAAACCAACUACAUCGGUGGACGCCGCCUUGAAGCUGAAGGUGUUGCUGCCGUCGAAAGUGUCGAGGGUGUGGAAGCCGCCGAAUCUGUCGAAGCCGUAGCGUCCAAGAAGGAUGACGACGAUGACGAUGACGACGACGAUGACGAUGACGACGACGAUGAUGACGACGAUGAUGACGACGAUGACGACGAUGACGACGAUGAUGAUGACGAUGACGACGAUGACGAUGACGAUGAUGACGAUGAUGAUGAUGACGACGAUGAUGAUGACGACGAUGAUGACGACGAUGACGACGAUGACGAUGUUGUCGAAGCCGAUGUUACUGCUGUCCAAGCCGACCCGUCGGAUGAAGCCGUGAUGUCCUCGCCGUAA
Aphanomyces invadans is the source of this 816-nucleotide messenger RNA. RefSeq lists its product as hypothetical. The record is from RefSeq and is a predicted model, not a curated record. Lineage: Eukaryota; Oomycota; Saprolegniomycetes; Saprolegniales; Verrucalvaceae. The transcript has a single exon. The coding region runs from base 25 to 816 and encodes 263 amino acids.